AUGGUGCGCAUGAACGUAUUGAGCGAUGCUCUUAAGUCAAUAAACAACGCCGAAAAGCGAGGUAAACGCCAAGUCCUCAUCAGGCCGUGUUCAAAAGUCAUCAUCAAGUUCUUGAAAGUCAUGAUGAGUCACGGUUACAUUGGCGAAUUUGAAAUAGUCGAUGAUCACAGGGCUGGCAAAGUUGUAGUUAACUUAACUGGUCGUCUUAAUAAGUGUGGUGUCAUUUCUCCAAGAUUUGAUGUACCAAUUAGAAAUAUUGAAAAAUGGACUAAUCAGCUACUUCCAUCCAGACAGUUCGGAUUUGUAGUACUGACCACCAGUGGCGGUAUUAUGGAUCAUGAAGAAGCCAGACGGAAACAUUUAGGAGGCAAAAUCUUAGGAUUUUUCUUUUAA
Messenger RNA from Macrosiphum euphorbiae (potato aphid), 393 nucleotides. Lineage: Eukaryota; Metazoa; Arthropoda; Insecta; Hemiptera; Aphididae. The record is from the annotation of a GenBank genome assembly.